AAUAUUCUCUGCAGAAAAUGGCUGGUGCUUUGGAGACUGAUCCGAUCAAUCAACUUCAUGAAAAUCUACAAUGUACUGUAUGUCUGGAGCCGCUAAAAGACCCGAAAACUCUUCCUUGCUUCCACUCAUUCUGUAAAGAUUGUUUGGAAGACGUUGUGAAAACAUGUCGUGAUAAAGCACCUCGCGGUCGACCAGCUCGAGACAUUCCGUGUCCAUAUUGUCGAGAGAUAUUUACACUCGAUCCUGACAAAAAUGUCGCCGACAUGAGAAGAAAUCAUUUCAUCUGCAACAUUGUAAAAGCGACAGCCGUACUCAACCGAGAUCGAGGAACUGGCGUUCCGUGUUCACAUAAUUGUAGUCAAAGCUACUCAGUCGCUCGCUGUGUCACUUGUGAGAAAUUCUUAUGUCGAGAAUGUCUGACAGACCAUAACAAAUAUCGAGGGAAUGCCAGUCAUUCUGUUCUGACGAUGGAAGAGUUGUCGAAGCCGGAGAAUCGUAAGAAAAUUAAGGACAAAAUAUAUUGUAAUGAACAUCCGGGCGAGAUAUUGAAAGUUUAUUGUGAAACCUGCGACCAGCUGAUUUGCAAGGACUGCAUGGAUUUUAAACACGCGAAGGAAAAUCAUUCAUGUUUUCUCGUUAACGAUGUAGUUAGCAACUAUAAGAAACUGUUGACUUUAAAUAACAAGGCAAUGGAUGGUGUUUUAAAUGAAGGUAAUGCCAUUGUUCAACAGUUGACAAAUACGGCUGAAAUACUUGAUCGAGAUUCUAAGCUUACUAAAACUAAAAUUGUAAACAGAAAAGAAUCGAUUGUUAACAAAGUCGUUGAAAUGUUGAAUAAACACACUGAAACGCUCUUGAAAGAAGUCGAUCAACUUCACAAAGAAAAGAGGGAAGUGUUGGACGGACAGACCAAAAAAACAAAGCAGUAUGUGGAGAACGUGCAAAGAUCUGUUCAACUUUCAAAGAAAUUAGUCGAGGAAGGCACCGAAGAAGAAAUAAUUUCCUCUCAGAAAAUGAUGCUGAAGAGCGCAGAUAAUCUUCUAAAGAAACGUCAGGAAUACUUUGAACACGUGACCGUUGAAAAAUUGAAAUACACGCUUUCUACCAAAGAUGAACCAUCAGACGAAGAGAUUUCAAGAAUGCUGGCGAGAUGUUUAGGGAUUAAAGAUGGAGAGCCAAAGCUGUGGAAUCCACAAAAUGAAGUUGACAUUCAUGGGAACAAGUUGAAAGUGGAGCCUUUCGUGGAGUACGCAGCUUCAGAAAACGUUACUUCUGUGAGUCAGACGUGGUCGAUGGAGGACGAUCAACCACAAGCCACUGAAAAUUCUCUCGCCUCAAUUUCUAUGAAUUUUGACAAAUAUGCAACGAUUAAAAUAUCUGGUGUAUCCAGAUUCUUGAAGGAUCAGAUUACAAAAAAAUUUCUAAGUAAAAAGAAUUCGACUGGUAUUAGUGGCGAUGUGAAAAGACUGUAUGUUUGUCCAGGCGGUCGAGACUAUGUUCUUUUGGAAUUUAGAAAAGAGCCAAAGCUGCGGAAUCCGCAAAAUGAAGUUGACAUUCAUGGGAGCAAGUUGAAAGUGGAUCCUUUCGUGGAGUACGCAGCUUCAGAAAACGUUACUUCUGUGAGUCAGACGUGGUCGAUGGAGGACGAUCAACCACACGCCACUGAAAAUUCUCUCGCCCCAUUUUCUAAGGCGAGAGUGAAAGUGACCGAUGAAUAUUUAGAAAAACUGGAGCAAUGUGGAAUAAAAGAGACGGAGGUUGAAUUAGACGAUGAAGGGUACCUCAUUGGUCCAUGGAACGCCAUUUUCAGAUUUGGACAAUCACUUCGUUCGUCAAUUUUUGGUUUCUCGCAAAGUGACGAUCUGGAAAGCCGUGGUAGUCGUGGAGAACUUGAUACAGCAUCUUCGGUAAGGCAAAAGCGGGCUGCUGAUGAUGAUGGAGAUCAGCCUGUUGCUGAAAACGGUCCUCAAACAAUCCUUGUACAGUCCCUGUUUUAUCACUAUAUAAUGAAAUACCACUAUAAAGAAUUUCAAGCACUUGAGAAUGUAUGUGGAGAAAUAAGCAUCAAAAUACGUAACAAAACAGACAAAACUCUGAUACUUCAUCGCAGUGUUAAUGUUUCCAAAGCUGACUUUACUGCAGCGUUAAGUGAUUUCGUUGAAUUCUACCAAAAGCAAAGUUUUAAAAUGUUCCAAGAUAUUAAAUCUGUGCGAUCGAAAAAAGAGGCAGACGUUAUCUCAGAAGUGAGUUCAAAAUUUCCUGUCAUCGUUGAUGUAACGGAGGAGUCAAGAACAAAGUAUCGUGUAAUCAUCUAUGGCGAGAAGACGAACGUUUAUGACAUGCUUGCCCAUUUGACGACAAGAGAAGUUGACCAACUCAACGAUGUUCCUGCUCGUCCUUCGACGUCAACUACCAGAAAGCCUGGUGAACAGUUCGUUGUUUUUUUCCGUAAUACAAUGAAACUGAUUGUUUAUAAAGGUGAUUUGACCGAGGAGAAAGUGGACGCGAUUGUGAAUCCUGCAAAUGAGCGUCUAGAUCAUUGUGAUGGAGCUGCAGAAGCGAUAUCAAAAGCUGGCGGAAGAUCGAUUCAAGCACAGAGCGAUGACAUAAUGAUUAAACGGCGCGGAAAAGAUCUAGUUGCUGGAGAUGUCGAAACCACCAGUGCUGGAUUUCUUCCUUGUAAAUUCAUCGUGCAUGCUGUUGGUCCAAGACGAAGCCAACAAAAUAGAGAAAGUGCGAGGAAACAUUUACAUGAAGCUGUGAUGAACAGUUUGAAGACUGCAAAUAAGAGUAAGGCUAAAAGCAUUUCAAUUCCUGCCAUCAGCUCCGGUGUUUUUGACAUCCCUGUUGACCUUUGUGCUGGUGUUCUCUUCGAUGCGGCCGAAGAAUUUAUCAAGGAUAGAAGCUUUAUUAAAGAGCUGCAAGAGAUACGAUUUGUAAAUAUUGAUCAAGAUACCACCGACGUGUUCGUGGCUGAAAUGAAGAGACGUUACACGCAGAAUGUCAAAGAAGAGCCGCGAGUUGAGAGUUCAUCAUCAACAACGCAAAGUAGAACCACUCGCAAUGACGCUGAAAGACAAGCUGCUGUUACGAAUCCUUUGAAGACCCCUUCGCGUGACCGAAGUGAGCGUGCCGAUGCGAAAGCCAAUUCUAGUGAUGAAAAAUGCGGAAUUUGUCUGUGUGAUUUCACAGACAAGAAGACACUAAGUAAAUGUGGUCAUUCUUUCUGUGCUGCCUGUAUUGAUCGAGCAUUCCAGUAUUCGAAAAAGUGCCCAACUUGUGGACUGGCGUACGGAACCCUUGUUGGAAAUCAACCUCCAGGAAAAAUGACUGAUUACUCUAAUAGCGCACGAUUGCCUGGGUAUGAUUCUUGCGGAACUAUCGUGAUAAACUACGCAUUUUAUGGCGGUGUUCAAGGACCAGAACAUCCAAAUCCUGGUCAGCGUUAUCAAGGAACGCAACGCCGUGCAUAUUUACCUGACAACGAAGAAGGACGAAAAGUUCUUAGACUCCUGAGAAAAGCGUUUGACCAGAAACUGACGUUCACAAUCGGACGAUCGUCGACGUCAGGAGCGGAUAACGUCAUCACCUGGAAUGAUAUUGAUCAUAAAACAAACAUAAGUGGAGGAGCAACCAACUCUGGUUAUCCCGACCCAAAUUACCUGAAGAGAGUUCAGGAAGAACUGGCUGCGAAAGGAAUUACAGAAUAAACUGGAGAAACUUUGAACGAAAUGAGUCAUAUCACUUUUUUCGAUACAUUUUAUCUGCACUAAUAAAAUUGCGCACGGGUAC
This is a messenger RNA of Dendronephthya gigantea, 3792 nucleotides long. RefSeq lists its product as uncharacterized. The record is from RefSeq and is a predicted model, not a curated record. Gene Ontology annotation, molecular function: zinc ion binding. NCBI's taxonomy places the organism in Eukaryota, Metazoa, Cnidaria, Anthozoa, Malacalcyonacea, Nephtheidae. Gene Ontology annotation, biological process: Notch signaling pathway; protein ubiquitination. The transcript is spliced from 7 exons. The coding region runs from base 18 to 3710 and encodes 1230 amino acids.